Exaiptasia diaphana is the source of this 3951-nucleotide messenger RNA. RefSeq lists its product as uncharacterized. The record is from RefSeq and is a predicted model, not a curated record. Gene Ontology annotation, molecular function: G protein-coupled receptor activity. The transcript has 2 exons. The coding region runs from base 428 to 3196 and encodes 922 amino acids. Gene Ontology annotation, biological process: cell surface receptor signaling pathway; G protein-coupled receptor signaling pathway. Gene Ontology annotation, cellular component: membrane. Lineage: Eukaryota; Metazoa; Cnidaria; Anthozoa; Actiniaria; Aiptasiidae.
CUGUCCCACGUAACUGCGAAUAAACAAAGACUGAUUGAGCACACAASCCAGCUUUGAUCAAAAUCAGCGCGUUGAAAUUUGGAACGCUUGAAAUAUUUUUGAAAGAGAUGAGGAUAUGAUCCCAGCGGUAAUUGUUUUUUUAAUUUUUAUUCCUGCAGCAUCACUUUGUGCCAUUCUAUGCAAAUUGUAAUUUCAUUCUAUGACUUUGAACAGAUCGGGCUUUUCUUAURUACAAACGAAGUGGCAACUGAUCAAUCAUUCAAGACUACUUGUGACGAAAAUAGAAAAAGGUAUUUGUGCAGAUGCUGUUGAAAAAGGGACCCAUUAAUAWCGGGAAAGUGGAGAGGCGAAGGUGUUGAGAAACAGAAAGACGAAGAGUGACAAAGCAAUUCAAAACCACCGUUAAGAACUGACARUAUUUGUCCAAAUGUGCAGUUUUUCCAUCUUUUUAAGUUUUAAAAUACUUUUGAUUUUUUUCCUAUUUACUGCCUUCUAUCCAAGCAGUUUUAACCAAUCUGGCAACGUUCAGGAAUGUCCGAAAUCCUCGAUAGCACAAAAGCGGUUGCAGUCGUGGAAAAGCUAUGACAAUACCAAUGGUAAAUCCACCAAUGUAAAAAAACAUGGCAUUCCAUCGGGACAUCAUCUUGAAAAUGGUGAUGAGAACAGAACGAAAAGAGAAAUUGAUAGAGAAUGGAGAGCUAAACCUCAAAGUGAAUAUGAAGUCAGGUCAAGAAACGUGAACGAACGAUUGGACAGACAGAAUUAUCCCAGUGUAGAGCUGCUAAUGUCACCAGUUCUGUCGCAUUCAAAUCGAUUAACAAGGAUGAAACGAACGGUUAGCCUUGAGAGCUCAAAAUUGCUUUGCAAAAAGGAAAUGUCAUGCGGAAGGCGGUGCGGCUCUAACUCUAACACUGUGAUAUACAACGAGGAAUUGUCAUGCUAYUGUGAUGUCAACUGUGUGUUUUUUAAUGACUGUUGUUCUGAUUUUGAACAUAUUUGUCAAGGUAGUCAGCAGCCCAAGGAUACUUCACAAAGGCUUGGUCCUCCAGAUCUUAAACCAGAAGUAAACAAAAACAGAAGUCAUAAUGAAGAAUGGAGAUGCAUCGAUUCGGAUGUCAGUAUUCCAAUUCGAAUGAAAGUUACUCCACCAGACGGUGCCAGCCAAAGAGAGAAACUCGAAUUUGUCUUUACCUACUGCACUGGAAUAUCAUGGAAGCCUCGAAAUGGGGACCCUAGAAGAUACUGUCUUAGAAUUAAGUCAGAAUGCGACAAAAGUACUAGUGAUAGAUUACAUCGAGAAUGCAACGAAACAAUAGUAGGACUGGUAAACGACAAUGAGUGCAUUUACAAGAAUAUCAAAUGUGCUAAAUGUAAUAACAAAAUGAUGCCAAACAUAACGUGCGGACCAAAUGGCACAGCCAUGGAAAAAAAGAAAAAGUGCCCAGGUACUAGUUUAGGACCACCAAUAAGUUUACCAAAGCCACUGUCAGUCCUUUUUGAUUUUAAUAGUCCUGAAUCAACCAGGGUUGAGACAAAGUGCAACAGUGCAAAGGUAUUUGAUCACCAUUUGGGAACUUGCCGGAAGACAUUGACGCUUCCUAAGAAUUCAGAAGUUGACGGAUACAAGAUAAUACUCUGGGCUAAGCUCAUAGACAAGAGACAAAACAAGGAACUUAAUCCGCAUCCAGUACAUGUAAUACUUACAAAGUCAAAUAUGUCAGUACCUAGUGAAGACUUGGCAACUGUUCUACAUGUAAAUCCAAGAAAUAUUAGGAAUCUCAGGAUAGCUCUUGACAGCUCAAUUUUUGAAUUUGAAUUUGAUUUGAUAGAAACCCUCCUCAAGAACAACGAUUCAGGAGCCUUUGACAAAAUUCUUAAAUUCACUAAACCAUUUCAGAUUACGAUUGUCAAUUUCACGUUUGUUGUGUUCAAAGCUAUAAGCCUAAAUUUAAGCUGUCCCAACUUUCAAGUUUAUUGGGGGAAUGAAUAUACGCCGGCUGUUAACCAGUCCACGGUUUACAUCAAAGAGACCGGCGAAGUACUGCAUCGACAAGAUUACUACCUCACAGGGAAUGGCAGUCGUGAUAUUUUAGUCUGUCGCAGGAGAACAAACUGCUCGGAAAAAUGGGUUUUAAUGGAGAAAGAAGAGUUCACUGUUUUAAGAAACAGAUCUGUGUUUAUCAAUGCUUCCAAAAUAAUGUAUGCUAUCACAGAGCAGUUUUGGCAGAACCGUAGUCUGUUCGUUUGUGAAAAUUUCUCCAACCGUCAUUCUAUGAUUGAAAAAGAUGAACGUGUUUCCUCCAUCUUGACGCUUGCAUGCAUGCUGAUGUCCAUUAUUGGCCUGCUGUUCGUUCUGGUCACUUAUACCUUGUUCGCCGAGCUACGAACAACACCCGGUAUGAACCUCAUUAACCUCAGUGUGGCCAUUCUCCUUGCACAAGUCUUGUGGAUCGUUGGAACUUGGCAAACAGACAAACCCAUGGUUUGUACUGCCAUAGCUGUCCUUCUUCACUACUUUUUCUUGGCUUCUUUCAUGUGGACGUCAAUCAUCGCCUUUGACACUUGGAGGGCUUUCCAGUCAACUAAUGCACGAUGCGGAUUGGCAAGCUCAAAACGUUCUAAACGACUGCAGUUGUUACGAUACAUGGCCGUUGGGUGGGUUUUUGUUAUGGUAUUUGUUGGUGCCUGUGUGAUUCUCGAUACUACUGAGGUAGUAAAAGCUGGAUAUACAUCCGCUGCUUCCCGGGGCUGCUUCAUCGCUAAGUUGGGCAUUGUGUACUUCUUCAUCAUACCCAUAGCGUUGAUUCUUUUAUUCAACAUCGUGCUGUACACCCUCACAAUGAAGGCGAUCCACGCAACUACAGCGCAGGCUCGAGUCGCUGUUGCUCACCGUAACAGUAGACAGAGUUUUUGGAUCUACGUACGGAUAUCAUCAGUGAUGGGCUUUACGUGGAUCUUUGGUUUCAUAGCCCCCUUUGGUGCAAAAUUCUUGUGGUACCCUUUCAUAGUGCUCAACAGUUUUCAAGGUGUUUACAUUGCACUUGCCUUUGGUCUGAACCAGCGUGCUCGAAAUCUCUAUAAAAAUCGCUUCCCUUCUCUUGCUCUAUUGUGGAACAAAUCUGCAAAUACGGAAAAGAAUGGUUCACCAAUAAACUCUGAGAAAACCCAAGAGGACUUUGACAACACAAAGCUGUAAUAAUUUAGCUAACUUUGCUAAGUAGACAAAAAGCUGUUAACACAACAAUUACUACAAAACAAAAUAUCCCGAAGGUUCAUAUCUAAAAACCACAUUGCUACAUUGCUACAGACACCAUACAGUCGUGGGAAAAUUUGUGCUUUCUACUUAGGAACAUCUUUGCUUAUAGAAAAUCUGAACGCAAASCUCGUAAAAGAUCCUUAUGCAGUUUUGCUGAAUCACUAAAGUGACAGUACUUGAUAUGUACAUCUAAUCAACACUAUUUAGCAGUAUUUUGAUAAUUCCCUUCAUGGAGCGCUUUUUACUGUGUGUAGAGACCUGCCAUUAUAUGUAUCUCUAGGGGUGGGGCUUGUUUUGUAAAUUCAAUCAUUCCAAGAAGCUGUGAAAAUGUUUCGGACACUCCUUGGUGUAUUUUAUUCGAUAUUUAUGAAUUUAUGUUGAAAAUUAACCACGAGCUCCAAAGGGUUAGACAAUCAUAGACCUUAUCUGAAAUACAAAAUCAUGGUGCAUUGUGGUCUAGCUUCAGCACAAACAACGUCAUAUUUGGCAGCAUGAACAAAAGAUGUUUGUACCGAAAAUAGAUCACAAUGUAAUGCAAAUUGCCAUCUCAGAAAAGGCCUAUAACAGAUGUUCAAGUAGGCGUUAUUGUGUAUAUAUUGUUAAGCAUUUAUUUUGUGAUUCUGAAAGCGAAAGUUAGAGUCGUAUUGUAAAAAUGACACAAAACAUUUCUUAUAAAUAAAAAAGGGGAAAAAGGA